CUCUUAUUUAAUUAUUGUUAAAGGGAAAUAAUUCUCAAAUAAUUAUGGCGCACACAUCGCUGUAUUCGUAUCUUAAUUCGUUGAAUGAUGCUUUGGCCAACAAGGAUGGAGAAAAAGCGUCUUCAUUUUUAUCAUUCCAUCAUCCACAUGUGGCCAAUCCUCGUCUGCAGCUUGAAAGACCAGAGGAGCCUUGUGAAAAGGUUUUUGAUCAGCCAUAUGAUGAGAUUGUAGCUGCACAUCUUAGAUGCUGUUGGGCUGUGGCAAAUCAUGACUUUGUGGAAGCCUAUGUCUGCCAAUCCCUUGUUGUACAGUUAUUCAUCCGUGAAUUCCAGAGUCAAAAAGAAGAUAACUGGGCACUACCCAUUAUGUUUGCCAUAUGCUUAGACCUGCGACUUUUUGCACAAAGUGCAGACAUCCAGGCAGUGAAAAAAAGCCAUGGUAAGCCAGGCGAGCAUCUAGAGAAAGCUGCUGAAUUGUUGAUGGGUUGCUUCCGAGUCUGUGCUUCUGACAACCGGGCUGCCAUUGAAGAUUCCAAGAAAUGGGGCAUGUUGAGCCUUGUCAAUCAUCUCUUCAAAAUUUACUUCAAAAUAAACAAACUUCAUCUUUGCAAGCCACUGAUUCGAGCUAUAGACAGUCUUCCUAUUAAAGAAAGGUUUAGCUUAUCACAGCUUAUUACAUACAGGUUCUAUGUUGGAAGGAAGGCUAUGUUUGACAGCGAUUUUAAAGCAGCUGAAGAGUACUUGACAUUUUCCUUCCAACACUGUCAUCGUCGAAGCAUAAAGAAUAAACGUUUUAUUUUAAUCUACCUCAUUCCUGUCAAGAUGUUGUUGGGACACAUGCCAAGGCAAGAUUUACUGGCAAAGCACGACUUGCUUCAGUUUUCUGAUGUGGCUCGAGCAGUCAGCUCUGGCAACCUGCUGCAGUUAAAUGAAGCCUUACAGAGGCAUGAGGCCUUCUUCAUUCGUUGUGGUAUCUAUCUGAUUCUGGAAAAGCUCAAGGUUAUCACAUACAGAAAUCUUUUCAAAAAAGUGUACUUGGUGCUGGACAAAAAGCAUCACAUUCCCAUCCAUGCCUUUACCACAGCUCUGAGAAUGAUGCAGGUGGAAGACAUUGAUGAUGAUGAGAGCCAGUGUAUUGUUGCCAACUUGAUAUGGGAGAAAAAAAUCAAGGGGUACAUCUCCGAGCCUCACAAACUUCUGGUUGUCAGCAAAGCCAAUCCCUUCCCGGCCUUAUCCUAA
Pomacea canaliculata is the source of this 1238-nucleotide messenger RNA. RefSeq names its product PCI domain-containing protein 2-like. Lineage: Eukaryota; Metazoa; Mollusca; Gastropoda; Architaenioglossa; Ampullariidae. The record is from RefSeq and is a predicted model, not a curated record. Gene Ontology annotation, molecular function: RNA binding; double-stranded DNA binding. The transcript has 15 exons. Gene Ontology annotation, cellular component: transcription export complex 2. Bases 45 to 1238 code for a protein of 397 amino acids. Gene Ontology annotation, biological process: post-transcriptional tethering of RNA polymerase II gene DNA at nuclear periphery; transcription elongation by RNA polymerase II; poly(A)+ mRNA export from nucleus.